This is a messenger RNA of Aphanomyces invadans, 300 nucleotides long. RefSeq lists its product as hypothetical. The transcript has a single exon. The coding region runs from base 1 to 300 and encodes 99 amino acids. NCBI's taxonomy places the organism in Eukaryota, Oomycota, Saprolegniomycetes, Saprolegniales, Verrucalvaceae. The record is from RefSeq and is a predicted model, not a curated record.
AUGCUGAGCUCAUUUGUACAAGUCAACAAAGCUAGAGGUGGCGACGUUGUCGUCACAGUCACGGAUGACGCAUCGCACCUGGGGAUGCUGGGACAGUUGGUCCGCAUCCUUGGUAACACGUACUCUGCCGCGUUACCGUCCUCGUCGCCAUACCGAGGAAGCGGCCAAAGGCAACAGGACGAGCUGCAGGAUCUGUACUACAUGGACAUUGUAGCGACGUGGUUCAAUUUUGACUCGCAGGCGUUGCUGAAAGGGCUUCGUCGAUUGAAACGCGGCCUGUGUUUGUCUGCUACGAGUUGA